AAAACUCUUCAAUUUCCUUUUACUUCCAAACUUUCAAUCACAAAAUAUUCCAAAUCUUUGCUGAGUAUUUCCUUCUUUCCAUUUUAGAAUUUGAAUUUUGAAUUUACAGUAAUUUUUUUUCCAUAACUACCAAAAAAAAAAAAAAAAAAACUAGCAGUUACUGUAACCAAUUUCGAGUUUUUACUUUUCUUUUACCCCCUUUUUUAUGUUGGGGAAAUUUUCAGCGUGUUUUUUAAGCGAAGCUCCGUGUAAAAACUUCAUCUUUAGUAGCAGCGAUGAAAAACCUUCGAUAAUGUUUUUUCCCUCCGCUCUUUUAAAAUCGCUGCCUUUCCAAUAAAGAAGAACUGGAUCCCCACACAACACAUAGUCACACACUGACACAACGCACUUUACUCUUCUUCUCUCAAGAAAUUCCGAGACCAAAAAAAAAAUAAACCAUGAGAUUUUGGGGCAAAGGCUCAAAUAGCGAAUCUCCCCAGCAAGCCUCGCCGUCGCCGGAGCCACCGCCUCCUCUUGUUCGGUCUUCUAAUAUGGCCGGCGGACCUGCUCGUCCGAUUCGCUUCGUAUACUGUGACGACAAGGGUAAGUUCCAGAUUGAUCCUGAGGCUCUCGCCGUUCUCCAGCUUGUGAAAGAACCAGUCGGUGUAGUCUCCGUCUGCGGUCGUGCCCGUCAAGGAAAGAGUUUUAUAUUGAAUCAGCUCCUUGGAAGAAGUAGUGGUUUUCAAGUUGCAGCAACUCAUCGGCCAUGUACCAAAGGCAUUUGGCUUUGGAGUGCUCCUUUGAAAAGAACUGCGCUUGAUGGAACUGAGUACAAUCUCUUACUCUUAGAUACUGAAGGGAUUGAUGCAUAUGAUCAAACGGGAACAUAUAGUACGCAAAUAUUCUCGUUGGCUGUACUCCUGUCAAGCAUGUUCAUUUAUAACCAGAUGGGUGGUAUUGAUGAAGCUGCACUUGAUCGCCUCUCUUUGGUUACUGAAAUGACAAAGCAUAUUCGAGUUCGAGCAGCAGGAGGGAGUACAGUUUCUGAGCUUGGGCAGUUCUCUCCAAUUUUUGUGUGGCUUCUCAGGGACUUCUAUCUGGACUUGGUUGAGGACAAUCGGAAAAUAACUCCUCGUGACUAUUUAGAGAUCGCUUUGAGACCUGUUCAAGGUGGUGUUAGGGAUGUAACUGCCAAGAACGAGAUUCGGGAUUCCAUUCGUGCUCUUUUUCCUGACCGAGAGUGCUUUACUCUUGUCCGGCCUCUGAGUGAUGAAAAUGAUCUUCAACGAAUGGAUCAAAUUCCUCUAGACAAAUUACGACCAGAGUUCAGGGCGGGUCUUGAUGCUUUAACUAGGUUUGUGUUCGAAAGGACACGUCCAAAGCAAAUGGGAGCAACAGUGAUGACAGGGCCAAUUCUGGCUCGGAUCACACAGUCCUUCCUUGAUGCUCUUAACAAGGGUGCAGUGCCAACAAUAACAUCUUCGUGGCAGAGUGUUGAAGAAGCUGAAUGUCUAAGAGCGUUUGAGUUGGGUACUGAAGUAUACAUGUCUUCAUUUGACCGUUCAAAGCCUGCUGAUGAAGGGUCCCUUAGAGAAGCACACGAAGAUGCUGUUCAAAAAGCAGUGGCUGCAUUUAAUAGCACUGCUGUAGGGACUGGCUCUAUCAGGCAGAAGCAUGAAAAGCAAUUUCAAACCUUCGUGAAAAGGGCGUUUGAGGAUAUUAAAAAAAAUGCUUUCAGAGAAGCUUUGGAUCAUUGCACAAAGUCCAUUAAAAAAAUGGAAAGGGAUCUAAAAAAUGCCUGCCAGGCUCCUGAUGCUAAACUAGAUAAUGUCCUGAAGGUUCUUGAUGGGUUUGUAUCUGAAUAUGAAUCUCAUUGUCAUGGUCCUGAAAAGUGGAAAAUGCUGUCCAAUUUCUUGCAAGAAAGCAUGGGGGGUCCAAUUCUUGAUCUCAUCAAGAAACAAAUAGAUCAAGUUAGAUCAGAGAGGAGUGCACUUGCUCUUAAAUGCCGUUCAAUUGAAGAUAGAAUGAGUUUACUGCAGAAACAGUAUGAAGCUGCUGAGAAACAUAAAUCCGACAAUUUGAAGCGUUACGAGGAUGCUAUGAUUGAUAUGAAGAAGCUUGAAGAUGAUUAUAAGAGACAGAUAGGUAAUUUGCAGCUCAAAAUCACUUCACUGGAAGAGAGAUGUUCUAGCACAUCCAGAUUGUUAGAUUCAGUUAGGCAGGAGUCGAAUGAAUGGAAAAGGAAGUACGAUCAGCAGUCAUAUAAGCAGAAGUCUGCAGAAGAUCAAGCUAAUUCGGAGAUUCAAAUCCUCAAAUCCAAGAGCCAUGCAGCUGAAGCCAGAUUGGCUGCUGCACAUGAACAAGCUCAGUCAGCUAGAGAAGAGGCUGAGGAGUGGAAACGGAAAUAUGACAUUGCUGUCAAAGAAGCCAAAAAUGCCCUUGAGAAGGCCGCCACAGUGCAGGAACGAACAAGCAAGCAAACACAGCAGAGAGAAGAUGCUCUUAGGGCGGAGUACUCCACUACUUUGGCUGAGAAGGAUGAGGAAAUCAAGGAGAAAACGUCAAAGAUUGAGCAUGCUGAGCAGCGUGUGACAACUCUGACUUUAGAUUUGAAGGCUGCUGAAUCAAAAAUGAGGAAUUAUGAGUUGGAAGUAUCUAGCUUGAGACAUGAAAUCAAGGAAUUGACAGAGAGGGUUGAGAGUGCCAAUGCUACUGCACGAUCAUUUGAAAGGGAGGCCAGGGAUCUGGAGCAACGAAAGGUUCAUUUGGAGGAGAAGUAUCAAUCUGAAUUCAGUAGGUUUGCAGAAGUUGAAGAAAGGUGUAAAUCUGCUGAAAGAGAAGCUAAAAGGGCGACGGAGCUGGCUGAUAAGGCCAGAGCUGAAGCGGUCGCUGCCCAAAAAGAUAAGAAUGAAAUUCAAAGAACCUCAAUAGAGAGAUUGGCCCAAAUAGAGAGAGCAGAGAGGCUCAUGGAAAGCUUAGAGAGGCAGAAAGCCGACCUGAAAAUUGAGUUGGAGCAACAUAUUGCUUCAGAGAUGGAUGCAGUCUCUAAAGUUGCAUUGCUGGAGGCUCGAGUGGAAGAGAGAGAAAAGGAAAUAGAAUCCUUAUUGAAAUCGAAUAAUGAACAGAGGGCUAACACAGUUCAAGUUCUUGAGAAAUUGCUGGAGACUGAACGCGCAGCUCGUUCAGAAGCUAACAAAUUGGCUGACUCACUCUCACUUCAGCUGCAAGCUACCCAAGGAAAGCUGGACAUGCUCCAGCAAGAGGUGACUGCACUUCGAUUAAACGAAACAGCCUUGGAUGGCAAGUUGAGGACUGCCUCCCACGGAAAACGAGCCAGAGUUGAAGACUAUGAAACUGGGAUGGAGUCCACUCAUGAUGUUGGCACGAAUGACAGAGUAAGUCGGGGAAACAAGAGAUCGAAGAGCACCAGCAGCCCUUUGAAGAUUCAUUCCCCUGAAGAUGGUGGUUCGGUUUAUCGAGGUGAUGAUGACACACUGAGCCAGCAGACAAACUCCCAAGACUAUACCAAGUUUACAGCAAAUAAAUUGAAACAAGAGCUGACCAAACAUGGUUUUGGACAUGAGGUGGUCGCGCUGAAGGCCCCCCACAAAAAGGGGGAUCUGUUGGCUCUUUACGAAAGAUGUAUUCUUAAAAAGUGAUAAAAGAGUGAAGGAGCAGAAAAUGUGAACUUUGUUGUUGACCACUGAUGGUUUGCUUCCUUUUGUGUGCUUCUAAAUUCUCUUAGCAUUGUGUGAGAUUUCCUCGAGCAUUAGGUUGGUUAUGUCUUUGCUUGCAUUAGUGGUGUAACGUGUGUGAAGACCUACUCAUAGUAAGGCUAGGAGUCUAGGACCCAUUAGGUAUAAUUUGAUUGUUUGUUGACAUACCGGAAAUGUACGCACUAGUAUCAUUUACAAACAGUUAUACUCAGUUUAUCGUCUUUUUCCAAUCGUGGCAUACUAAUUUUAGUGCACUUUACUAGCUACUGACGAGUAUUUUAAGCAGGAAAUAAUCUCCUGAGCAGAGGAGCUGAAUGAAUACAUAAUCAGGAAAUAACAAUACUAAUAAUUAAGAGCAAUGGGGAAUCGCAUUUGAUAUUUCCUCAAAUCAAUUUUCAAAAAGAAUACAAAUAGAGGAAUCAAAUUCCCCUGGCAAUGUCGACGCAGAGGAGAACAUAGUGGGCAACAUCUCUAUGCAUUCGCGAAAUGGAAUGAUUGGCAAUGUUGCUUUUCUUCAACGACUCAUUACAACUCUGCAAAGCAUCACUAGCCAUAAGUGCAUCAUAGCUAGCCAAUGCAGCAUCAUCCAGCAGUUCUCUGGGUAUCAUCUCCAACUCCUUGAGGCACCAACUGUAGGCAAAUGAGCAGUCUUUAAGAACCGCCUUUAGUGAUUGGUUUUCCGUCGCUGAAUUAUUCUUCUUCUUGGACAGAGUUAUCAAAAAUUGAUGGGCUUCGUUUGUUUUCUUGACUGCUAAAUCCACCGAAAUUUGCAGGAGGCUGAGUAGAUCUCUUGCGGCGGCGCUUCUGGGAUCGGUUUUAAGGGCCCUGAGACAGAAUUCCCUGUCUUUUCUGUUGGGCCUUUGGGCACAGAACCCAUUCACAGCAUGGUACGGUUCAUGGUCAGCAGCAGCAGCAGGAGGUUCUGCCUCCAUGAGAACAGGGGCAUCUUCCUUUGCAACUGCAAAUGAUGUGGGUGAAUUGAGGGAAAUAAAGAGCACGAAAAGGAGAGCAUAUACAGUUGUACUAUUUCUCUUAUCAGUCAUCAUCAUGUUCGAUGGUUUUUGUUUUUUUCUUUUUAGUGUUUACAGAACACGAGUGUUUUGUACAUUAAAUAGUGGGAUGGGAAAAUGGUGAGGCAGAGGAAAUCAGUUGGACAUUAAAGAGGAGAUUUGGAGUGUUUUGAAUUGAUUGAGGAGUCAAAGAACGAACACCCAAAAAAACCAUUACUCCUAUGUUUACUUCUACUAGCGUCUAGCUGCAUUUCAAUACUAUGGCAUGGUGAUUCUGGUAAGCCUCGCAAUUACUGUGACCACCUUUUUAGCACCAGCUUGGCAUCGCCAUUUGGCAAAUGAGAAGCUAUUCAUAUACUCCAUAGCCACACUAGCUAGUACAAAGGUCAAAAACAUUAGCCUGCUAAAAGAAGCG
Messenger RNA from Oldenlandia corymbosa var. corymbosa, 5120 nucleotides. The record is from the annotation of a GenBank genome assembly. NCBI's taxonomy places the organism in Eukaryota, Viridiplantae, Streptophyta, Magnoliopsida, Gentianales, Rubiaceae.